Molecule: messenger RNA, 1593 nt
Organism: Miscanthus lutarioriparius
Lineage: Eukaryota; Viridiplantae; Streptophyta; Magnoliopsida; Poales; Poaceae
Source: the annotation of a GenBank genome assembly
AUGGCGUUCCGCCGCAUCCUAUCCACCGCGGUGCGCCGCCGCUCGGCCGUCGCCGCCGCGGCGGCCGGGAACGCGCGCGAGGCCUCCACGGCCGUCGCCGCGGCGCCCGGCGUGCUCGCCCCCGACGCGACCCCGGUGCGCGCUCCCGUGAUGCCAUAUGACCGCAUCGCCGAGGCCGUCAACGCCAGGCUCCGGCGGCUCGAACACCCGGACCCGCGAUUCCUCCGCUACGCCAGCCCCGUGCCGUCCCACGCCGACCACACGGCCAUCCUUGCGGCGCCGGAGACCCGGGUCACCACGCUGCCCAACGGCCUGCGCGUCGCCACGGAGUCGUCCCUCGCCGCGAGCACGGCUACAGUCGGCGUGUGGAUCGAUGCGGGCAGCAGGUACGAGAACGAGCAGGCGGCCGGCGUCGCGCAUUUUGUCGAGCACAUGCUGUUCAAGGGCACGGGGAAGCGCAGCGCCGCGCAGCUGGAGCAGGAGAUCGAGGACAUGGGUGGCCACCUCAACGCGUACACGUCGCGGGAGCAGACGACCUACUACGCCAAGGUGCUUGACAAGGACGUGCCCCGUGCGAUGGAGGUCCUCGCGGACAUCCUGCAGAACUCUAAUCUCGACCAGAAACGCAUUGAAAGUGAGCGCGAAGUGAUCCUACGAGAGAUGCAGGAGGUUGAGGGACAGUCUGAGGAAGUUAUAUUUGAUCAUCUCCAUGCAACUGCAUUCCAAUAUACAUCUCUUGGCAGACCAAUCCUGGGUUCUGCAGACAAUGUCAAGUCAAUCACCAAAGAGGACCUCGAGAACUACAUUGCAACUCAUUAUACAGCUCCUAGAAUGGUUAUCACUGCUGCAGGUAAUGUUAAACAUGAUGACAUUGUUGAGCAGGCAAAGAAGUUGUUUAAUAAGGUAUCAACUGACCCUACAACGACAAACAUGUUGGUCGCUAAGGAACCAGCCUCUUUUACUGGUUCUGAGGUUCGAAUCAUUGAUGAUGACAUGCCCCUAGCUCAAUUUGCUGUUGCUUUCAAUGGAGCAUCAUGGGUAGAUCCUGAUUCUGUUGCACUGAUGGUUAUGCAAUCAAUGCUUGGUUCAUGGAACAAGAGUGCUGGUGGAGGAAAGCACAUGGGUUCAGAGCUUGUACAGAGGGCAGCAAUCAAUGACAUUGCUGAGAGUGUAAUGGCAUUCAACACAAAUUACAAGGACACUGGUCUUUUUGGUGUCUAUGCUGUUGCUAAGGCUGAUUGCUUGGAUGAUUUGGCUUUUGCAAUUAUGCAUGAGAUGAGCAAAUUAUCAUAUCGGGUUACGGAAGAAGAUGUUAUCCGUGCACGUAAUCAGCUGAAGUCCUCAAUCCAACUCCACCUCGAUGGUUCAACUGCUGUUGUCGAGGACAUUGGCCGUCAGCUGCUGACCUAUGGCCGAAGAAUUCCUACUCCCGAGCUUUUUGCAAGAAUAGAUGCUGUUGAUGCAAGCACUGUGAAGCGUGUUGCAAAUCGCUUCAUCUUUGAUCAGGAUGUUGCUAUUGCUGCAAUGGGACCAAUCCAAGGACUUCCAGACUACAACUGGUUCAGACGCCGGACCUACAUGCUCCGUUACUAG